Messenger RNA from Colletotrichum lupini, 1683 nucleotides. RefSeq lists its product as uncharacterized. Bases 1 to 1683 code for a protein of 560 amino acids. NCBI's taxonomy places the organism in Eukaryota, Fungi, Ascomycota, Sordariomycetes, Glomerellales, Glomerellaceae. The record is from RefSeq and is a predicted model, not a curated record. The transcript has a single exon.
AUGUCCAUCCGGCUCAUCGAUACGGAGACUCUCCGGUCGAGGCUCUUUACCGCCAGUUUAGCGCCAGCUUAUGCUAUUCUCUCGCAUACAUGGGGCGAAAAUGAGGAGAUCAGCUUCCAGGAAUUCACGCAAAUUAGUGAAACGCCAGAUCACAAGGCAUCGCGGAAGUCUGGCUAUGAGAAGAUCGUCGCAACAUGCCGCGAAGCCAAGGCCAACGGCAUGGCGUACGCAUGGAUCGAUACCUGCUGCAUUGACAAGACAAGUAGCGCCGAGCUUGGCGAGGCGAUCAACUCCAUGUUCGGCUGGUAUCGUGAUGCCGAAGUAUGCUACGCCUUCCUCUCAGACUGGCCAGCUGCCGGUGACGACGGUGAGUCUACCGACGAUGCGUUGAAGGACUGCAGAUGGUUCACCCGCGGCUGGUGUCUCCAGGAACUCAUUGCGCCAAGGGUUCUCCGAUUUUACGACGCGAAGUGGAACUUCCGAGGACACAGAUCAGACUUCAGGGCCGCCAUCUCUAGCAUCACGCGGGUGGACGCGGACGUACUAGGGGACUGCACACUCCUUGAGUCGAAGCCGGUGGCGCGUAGGAUGUCAUGGGCAUCGAGACGGACUACAACGAGGGUUGAGGAUAUUGCCUACUGUCUCAUUGGAAUCUUUGACGUCAACAUGCCGAUGCUAUAUGGCGAGGGCGAUAGGGCAUUCCUUCGUCUGCAGGAGGAGAUCAUCCGGCGUUCAAACGACAUUUCCAUAUUCUGCCACGCGCCGCUGCGCCCUGAAUCAACGACAAGAUUUAAAGGGGAAGAAAACAUGCCGCAAGAUCUUUCAGACCUUCAUUUCUGCGACAUGCUCGCCAAGUCUCCAGAAGCAUUUUCUGAAUCCAACAGUAUCUCGCGUAUUAGAGGGACGUUGCUGGACGGACGAGAGUUUUCCAUGACCAAUCGCGGGAUCCGAUUCGGCCGGCGACGGUUUUUCGAGGUUCCGGAGAUCAACUGCCUAGGGAUGAAGCUUGACUACGCGGCUUCGCCAAAUUGCAAGAACCCAGAGAUAUUCAAUGUUUUUCUUCGGAAAGUGGGCCCGAACCUAUUCUCGAGGGUACUGCCUAUGGCAGCAAAGUAUCGACAUACGCGUGUGGAAUUGGAUGACGCCCGAAGAACUAUGGUGGUAGAGGAAGACGCCUGCGUGAUCUCUAGAGUGACACCGUCUAUUCAGAGGCAGAUACAAGAAUCCGUCACCAGGAGAGUAGAUGUAUAUCUACAGAUAUUACAGAAUCACGAAGAGCAUCUCAAAUUGCAAGUCGUGGAGGGCUUCCCCCCAGAUCGUUGGGAUAGUCUGAACAGAAAGUUCUUAAUUCCUAAGGACGCGCCAUAUAGAACGAGCCUGCGGCUUAGAAUAGCCUUGGGACAAAACCACACUGAUGUCUAUCUCACCUGUGGUAUUCCAAGCACCGGCGGAAGGGACGGACGCAAGCAGCCAUGGACUGCAUUCUCUACCUCUGAUUGUAGACAGUUGUGGUACAGCGGCAACUGGGGAGAUGAUGAUGAAAGUGAGAUGGCACAAGCAACUGCCCAGUACCUUACAAGCAACAUGAAGGCAUUACUCAAGGCUCGGAUCUGUCAGGAACCUAGGAACGUAUGGGGUUCCAUGCCAUUCACGUGUAAAAUCGAGGCUUAUCUGGCGCUGUAA